Molecule: messenger RNA, 261 nt
Organism: Symbiodinium pilosum
Lineage: Eukaryota; Dinophyceae; Suessiales; Symbiodiniaceae
Source: the annotation of a GenBank genome assembly
AUGCGCAAGGGCCAGAAGGGUGUUUGUUUCUUGGCAGCUGAUAUCUUUCCGAUGGACGUUUUCGCCCACGUGCCGCUUUUGGCUGAGGAAAAAGGCGUGUACUACUGCUAUGUGUCCUCACGACAUCAGCUGGGUGCGGCCUGCCAGACACGACGCCCCAUCAGCUUGGUAAUGGUGCUGGAGCCCAAAAAGGAUGCAACUUAUGCCAAGACCUACGAGCAAGUGCUGAACGGGAUCAAAGCGAUUCAUCCAUACAUGUGA